Molecule: messenger RNA, 2918 nt
Organism: Microcebus murinus (gray mouse lemur)
Lineage: Eukaryota; Metazoa; Chordata; Mammalia; Primates; Cheirogaleidae
Gene: ZBED1
Product: zinc finger BED-type containing 1
Biological process (GO): regulation of transcription by RNA polymerase II
Cellular component (GO): nucleus
Molecular function (GO): DNA binding; protein dimerization activity
Source: RefSeq, a predicted model, not a curated record
CGGCGGCGCGGAAGCGGUGGCGCGGCGGCAGCCAUGUCGCCUUUGUCUGCGGCGCGGGCGGCCCUGCGGGUCUACGCGGCCGGCGCCGCCGUGGUGCUGGCGCAGCUGCUGCGCCGCUGCGCGGGGCUCGUGGAGCCAGCAGGUCCCCACGCAUGAGCGGCCGGCGGGUUCCGGUGGGGACGCCAUGGAGGGCAAAGGCGCGGACGGCUGCCAGGCGGACCUGAAGCUGGUGGCGCACCCGCGCGCCAAGAGCAAGGUGUGGAAGUACUUCGGCUUCGACACCAACGCGGAGGGCUGCAUCCUGCAGUGGAAGAAGAUCUACUGCCGCAUCUGCAUGGCCCAGAUCGCGUACUCGGGCAACACCUCCAACCUGUCCUACCACCUGGAGAAGAACCACCCCGAGGAGUUCUGCGAGUUCGUCAAGAGCAACACGGAGCAGAUGCGCGAGGCCUUCGCCACCGCCUUCUCCAAGCUCAAGCCCGAGUCCUCGCAGCAGCCGGCGCCCGACGUGCUGGCCGCCAAGUCCGGCCACGCGCAUGAGAGCAAGAAGCAGCAGGAGCUGACGGCCGCCGUGGUGGCGCUCGUCUGCGAGGGGCUGUACCCGGCGUCCAUCGUGGACGAGCCCACCUUCCGGGCGCUGCUGAAGACGGCAGACCCGCGCUACGAGGUCCCGAGCAGGAAGUACCUGUGCAGCAAGGCCAUCCCUGAGAAGUACGGCGCCGUCCGGGACGCGAUACUCAAGGAGCUGUCCCACGCCUCCUGGUGCGGUGUCUCCACGGACAUGUGGCGCAGCGACAACCAGAACCGCGCCUACGUCACGCUGGCGGUGCACUUCCUGGGCGUCGGCCCCCCGAACUGCCUCUCCCUGGCCUCCAGGUGCCUGAAGACGUUCGAGGUGCCCGAGGAGAACGCCGCGGAGACCAUUACGCGCGUGCUCUACGAGGUCUUCAUCGAGUGGGGCGUCAGCGCCAAAGUCUUCGGGGCCACCUCCGACUACGGCAAGGACGUGGUGAAGGCGUGCUCGCUGCUGGACAUCGCCGUGCAGAUGCCCUGCCUCGGGCACACCUUCAACGCGGGCAUGCAGCAGGCGUUCCAGCUGCCCAAGCUGGCCGGCUUGCUGGCGCGCUGCCGCAAGCUGGUGGAGUACUUCCAGCAGUCGGCCGUGGCCAUGUGCAUGCUGUACCAGAAGCAGAAGCAGCACAGCGCCGCGCACUGCAUGCUGGUGAGCGACCGCGUCCGCUGGUGGGGCAGCACCUUGGCCAUGCUGCGCAGGCUCCGCGAGCAGCAGUUCGCCAUCGCCGGCGUCCUGGUGGAGGACAGCAACAACCACCACCUCAUGCUGGAGGCCUCCGAGUGGGCCACCAUCGAGGGCCUCGUGGAGCUGCUGCAGCCCUUCCGGCAGGUGGCGGAGAUGCUGUGCGCCUCCAAGUACCCGACCAUCAGCAUGGUGAAGCCGCUGCUGCACAUGCUCCUGAACACCACGCUCAACGUCAAGGAGGCGGACUCCAAGGAGAUCAGCAUGGCCAAAGAGGUCAUCGCCAAGGAGCUCUCCAAGACCUACCAGGAGACGCCGGAGAUCGACAUGUUCCUCAACGUGGCCACCUUCCUGGACCCACGCUACAAGCGGCUGCCCUUCCUCUCUGCCUUCGAGAGGCAACAGGUGGAGAACCGCGUCGUGGAGGAGGCCAAGGGCCUCCUGGACAAGGUCAAGGACGGCGGCUACCGGCCGGCUGCGGCGGCGGCGCCCGAGGAGAAGCUGUCCCCCCUGCCCGAGGAGGCUCCCCCGGCCAAGAAGCUCGCGCUGGCCGCCGCGCCCACGCCGCCGCCGCCCGCCAGCGUCAUCAACAACAUGCUGGCCGAGAUCUUCUGCCAGGCGGGCGGCGUGGAGGACCAGGAGGAGUGGCACGCGCAGGUGGUGGAGGAGCUCAGCAACUUCAAGUCGCAGAAGGUGCUGGGGCUCGGGGAGGACCCGCUCAAGUGGUGGUCCGACCGCCUGGCCUUGUUCCCGCUGCUGCCCAGGGUGCUGCAGAAGUACUGGUGCGUGACGGCCACGCGCGUCGCGCCCGAGCGCCUCUUCGGCUCCGCGGCCAACGUGGUCAGCGCCAAGAGGAACCGGCUGGCCCCCGCGCACGUGGACGAGCAGGUCUUCCUGUACGAGAACGCGCGCAGCGGCGGCGGCGCGGAGCCCGAGCUGGAGGACCAGGAUGAGGGCGAGUGGGGCUUGGACCACGAGCAGGUGUUUUCCUUGGCGGACGGCGUCGGCGGCGGCUUCUUUGGCAUCAGGGACGGCGGCUUUCUGUAGGAAGGACGCGUCUUUGCCGCAGCCGGGUGGCCGGUGCCAUGCUUUGCUGUAAAUAUAGACCCCACCCCACCCCUGGCUUGGUGUCGAACCUCAAAGUACAGCCGGGGUCUUUGAAACCAAGAGGAAGAGGCGUGGGGAAAAAAAUAAUGAAGAGACGCAGGAAGACAAAAGACGCAGCCUUGCGUUCCAAACCGCGCGCCCUGCUCUGCGCGCGGAUUUCCCGCUUGGCACCGGCCCCCCUGUGGGACGUUCUUCCCUUCCCGGCCGGCUAGGACAUCCUGCGUAAUUCCCAGUGCCAGUCCUCCCUGGGAGGGUUCCGAAAUAAACCCAGGAAGGUUCCCGGGGUGUUGGGAUAGAACCGGCCGUUCCCCAGCGACGCCCCGCGCGGGACUGGAGCGCUGGGGUGUCCACCGUGUGCGCGCGCGUUCAUGUUUACAUUUCCACACCGAGCCAGCGAGCGGGAACCUUGCUUCUGGGAAACGUGGAAGAGAUUCCCAUGGCCAGAGUGCCCUUCCUGAAAAGAGGGAGACUCGUUUUAUGUUUGGGGGAAAAAAGGCGUGAACCAUGAGCAUACAAUGCAGACUCUUAUAAAAAUGGAAGAAAAAAAAAAAAAAAA